ACUUGCGGUUGGGCCACAUCAGUUGCUGAGGGUUGUAGAGAUCUAGAGAGCCUACAUCUUGCUGGAUGCAGAUUUGUUACUGAUGGUGUGUUAAAGUCUCUUUCUAAGAACUGUCCUAAUCUCCAGGAGUUGGGCCUGCAAGGAUGCACCAACAUAACUGACCACGGGCUCACAGAUCUUGUUAGUGGUUGCCAGCGGAUCCAGUACUUAGACAUCAAUAAAUGCAGCAAUAUUGGGGACAUUGGAAUUUCCACUCUUUCAAAGGCAUGUUCAUCUUGUCUCAAGACACUGAAGUUGUUGGAUUGCUACAAAGUUGGGGAUGAAUCAAUAUCAUCUUUAGCCAAAUUUUGCAAUAAUCUUGAAACCCUUAUCAUUGGUGGCUGCCGAGACAUCUCUAUAAAAUCAUUGGCUGCAGCCUGUAAAAAUAGUUUAAGGAAUUUGCGUAUGGACUGGUGUUUAAGUAUCUCUGACUCUUCAUUAAGCUGCAUCCUCACUGAGUGCAGAAACCUAGAGGCUCUUGACAUUGGAUGCUGUGAGGAGGUUACAGAUGCUGUUUUUCAAGGUUUAAGAACUGUAGAAACAAAAUUGAGGCUGAAGGUUUUGAAAGUUAGCAACUGUCCAAAGGUAACAGUGACUGGGAUAGGCAUGCUUUUGGAGAAGUGCAACACUUUAGAAUAUCUUGAUGUGAGAUCCUGCCCACAUGUUACAAAGUCAGGUUUUGAUGAGGCUGGCUUGCAGUUUCCUGAAUGUUGUAAAGUAAAUUACACAGGUAGCUUAAAUGAACCAGAUGUUCUAGUUUGAGAACCCAGAUUUUAACACAUUGGAAAGUUGUGUCAUUGGAAACUUUAAAGCAAUCCCUUCCUGAGCAAGUCAACUGGGUAUAAGAAUGAACAAGGGCUUUUGCUGUUAAGUUUUCUCCUGUUCUUGUACAAACCCUGCAUUUGACUUGGAUUGAGUAAUGUUUGGCAUCUUAUUGAUCACCUUGGAUGUUUAUUUGUAUUUUGCAUGUACAUUGUUUCUUUUGUUAUUUUGCAUUCCUAUUUUAUCUUUGUCUUUGGUUUUCCCUUAGUUCUUUCAGCAGUGGAGUGUUAUUGUAAGAUGUUCAUUAUCUUAGUAUAAUAAUAAUAAG
This is a messenger RNA of Hevea brasiliensis (rubber tree), 1129 nucleotides long. RefSeq lists its product as uncharacterized. Gene Ontology annotation, molecular function: protein binding. Gene Ontology annotation, biological process: SCF-dependent proteasomal ubiquitin-dependent protein catabolic process. The transcript has a single exon. Gene Ontology annotation, cellular component: SCF ubiquitin ligase complex. The annotation marks the transcript as partial. The record is from RefSeq and is a predicted model, not a curated record. Lineage: Eukaryota; Viridiplantae; Streptophyta; Magnoliopsida; Malpighiales; Euphorbiaceae.